AUGGCUGUGGAUUUCGUACUUUACUAUUACACGCCCUCAGCGGCUGCAGCGGCCAUCUUCAUUGUCCUCUUUGGACUGAGCUCUUUGUUGCAUUUUUGGCAGCUUAUUCGAACCCGAACAUGGUUCAUGAUUCCAUUUUUGAUUGGAGGAAUCCUCGAGACAAUUGGUUACGUCGGCCGUAUACUCUCCUCCUUUCAAGCGCCGAAUUUCAGCACGGGUGCAUAUACCAUCCAAUCCGCCUUGAUUCUCAUCGCCCCUGCCUUCCUCGCCGCUAGUAUCUACAUGACACUUGGACGUAUCAUUGAAAUGCUUGAUGGGGAGCGUUGCUCUAUGAUCAAGCUUAAAUGGUUGACUAAGAUCUUCGUCUUUGGAGAUGUCCUCUCUUUCCUCAUGCAAGCAUCUGGUGCGGGUCUCAUGGUCGCAAGCUCGAAUAGUCCAUCAACAGGCGAGCAUGUCAUUAUUGGUGGUCUCUUCGUACAGAUUAUCUUCUUUGGAUUCUUCACCCUUUCUGCGGUCAUUUUCCAAAAACGUAUUAACCGAUACCCGACCGGCCGAUCAACCGAGUUGAGAAGUGUCUGGCAUCGUCAUCUGUUUGCUCUCUACUCUGCGAGUAUUCUCAUCUUGAUCCGUUCGGUGGUUCGAGUUGUGGAGUACAUUCAAGGAUAUGACGGGUUCCUUAUGAAGCAUGAAGUUUUCAUCUACAUGUUUGAUGCAUUCAUGAUGUUCCUGGUCAUGGCUUUCCUUCAGUACAUCCAUCCCAGUGAGAUCAACUGCUUUUUGGGUCGGGGAGAGUACUACAGUGAGAAGGUGAUCAAGACUCAAAAAUUCGCGCCUCGGAAUGUGCCUGAAACCCGCCAAGAGAGAGUAUAG
Molecule: messenger RNA, 870 nt
Organism: Penicillium malachiteum
Lineage: Eukaryota; Fungi; Ascomycota; Eurotiomycetes; Eurotiales; Aspergillaceae
Product: RTA1 domain-containing protein
Exons: 2
Coding region: 1-870 (289 amino acids)
Cellular component (GO): membrane
Source: RefSeq, a predicted model, not a curated record